Molecule: messenger RNA, 444 nt
Organism: Cadophora gregata
Lineage: Eukaryota; Fungi; Ascomycota; Leotiomycetes; Helotiales; Ploettnerulaceae
Exons: 2
Coding region: 1-444 (147 amino acids)
Source: RefSeq, a predicted model, not a curated record
AUGACAUCCCUCCUCCCCAUAAUCAAGGACAUCCUCCCCAUCAUCAUGCCCUCCCACGUCCACGUCACGAAAUCAACAGAGCUAGAUAUAGCGACUGGCCAGACGGACGGCAUGGUACGGAAAGGUGCUAUCAUCAAUAAAUCGAGUAAAGUGUGUGCUUCGGUAAUGACCGCCCAACCACACACCUCCUCCGCAGUCCACCACCACGGCGAACAAGACACAAUCGUGUACGCCGCCUCCGGCCACGGCGCCAUCAUCUCAGACAACGGCAACACGCGGCAGGAGCUGUCGCCCGGGGACUUCGCGCUCAUUCCGGCGUGGACGGAACACCAGGAGGUGAAUGAUGGCGAGGAGGAGCUUACGUGGAUUAUUACGAGGAGUGGGAGUGAGCCUGUAGUGGUCAAUUUGAAGGGGUGGGGGGAGGGUACGAAGAAUGAGGGGUGA